CGAAAGCUAUGUUGCUCGUUCUUUCUCAUUGCAAGCUGGCCCUGCUUCGCGCGACCAUCUGAAAAAAAAUUCAUCCAGGUGCAUCGACGUCGAUGACAUUGUCCAACGACCCAUUAACCAUCUCGUGUGAAACUUACUGAACGCUCGGGUGAAUAGAUUUUUGAAUUAGUGUAUUGGAAAUGACAGAACAAUUGAACCAAGCUACACAAGAGCUUUCCAUCAACAGCGAUAACGUUGCCGAGUUCAGUGAGAAGCAUCCAUUGAACUGUAGAUGGACCUUGUGGUACACCAAGCCGCAAGUUGAUGAGAAUGAAACCUGGAAUGACCUUUUGAAGCCGGUUAUCACUUUUUCAUCCGUUGAAGAGUUCUGGGGAAUCUUCAACUCUAUUCCACAACCAUCUGAAUUACCACACAAGUCCGACUACCACUUGUUCAGAGAGGAUAUCAGACCAGAGUGGGAAGACGUCAAGAAUGCACAAGGUGGAAAGUUCAAUAAGAGUUAUAACCACAAGCGUGAUGUCGACAUCAACAAGGUGUGGCUCAACAUCUGUCUCGCUUUGAUUGGUGAGGUGCUUCAGGACAACGAAGAUGAAGUCAACGGUGUUGUUUACAGCAAUAGAAAACACGUUUACAAGAUUGCCCUCUGGACAAAGUCCACUGACAAGAAGAACCUCUUUACCGUUGGUGAGAAGUUCAAAGAGGUGAUCGACACAGAUGACCUGAUCGAGUUCUACUCCCAUAGCGAUGCUUAUCAGAAGAACAUAAUGAAGCCAUUGAUGAUGAUCUAAUCAUAUGCACAUGACUGUAUAUAUCCAAGUAAUCAAUCAAACAUUCCAAUGUCAUCAAUACAAAAUGC
Messenger RNA from Williopsis jadinii, 856 nucleotides. Its product is annotated as eukaryotic translation initiation factor 4E. Gene Ontology annotation, molecular function: translation initiation factor activity; RNA 7-methylguanosine cap binding. The coding region runs from base 180 to 788 and encodes 202 amino acids. NCBI's taxonomy places the organism in Eukaryota, Fungi, Ascomycota, Saccharomycetes, Phaffomycetales, Wickerhamomycetaceae. The transcript has a single exon. Gene Ontology annotation, cellular component: eukaryotic translation initiation factor 4F complex. Gene Ontology annotation, biological process: translational initiation. The record is from RefSeq and is a predicted model, not a curated record.